CCAGAACAUUACGACGUUGGACGGCAUAUUACAUCCACUGUUGGAUCUGUCAGAGCCGCUGUUGCAGUUGGCAAGCUCCUCGGAUUAGAUACCACAUGCAUGCAACAUGCAAUUGGCUUGGCGGUAACACAAGUUGUGGGCAUGCAGGAGUUCUUUGGCUCGGAUACCAAGUCUUUUCAUGUCGGACGCGUGGCACAAGGAGGUAUGGUGGCAUUGUUGGCUAAGGAUGGGUAUAUAAGUUCCCUCCAGGGUCUUGAAGCAAAACAUGGGUGGCUGCACGUCGUCAGUGCUCGUGAAACCGCUACCGCAUAUUUUGAUCAACUGGGGAAGAUAUGGGAGAUUGAGAAGAACACCUUCAAGCCAUUUUCCUGCGGAAUUUUCAUGCAUCCGACGAUUGACGGGGCUAUCCAACUCAGCAAUGAGACACAUGGAAAAGGCCUCUCCAUUGAUAACAUCAAGAGCGUAGAGUUGCGCGUGGACCCGGAAGUCAUGGUCCUGACAGGAAAAACCAAUCCACAGACAGGCAUGGAAGAGAAAUUCAGUAUAUUCCAUGCCGCGGCUGUUGGCCUGCUUUAUGGAGAUGCCACUCCAUCCCGAUUCACGGAUGAGGUGGUGAGGAACAAGGGGGUGGUUGACAUGCGGAAGAAGAUCAAUGUUACUGAGGACAAUUCGGUGCCGACAGAUGCUGCUUGUGUAACAGUGCAGUUCAAUAAUAGGACGGAAGUAGAAAAGCAUAUUGAACACGCGAAAGGAAGCAUCGAAAACCCGCUUACGGAUACCGAGCUGAAGAAGUUCAUGGAGCAAGUUGCACUAGCAAUUGGAGAGCCCAAGGCCGAAGAUGCUUAUCAGGCAUUCACAAGCAUAGAGAAUAUGGACGAUGUUAGGAAGGUGAGAAUGAUGUACUGA
Messenger RNA from Lindgomyces ingoldianus, 906 nucleotides. RefSeq names its product 2-methylcitrate dehydratase PrpD. The annotation marks the transcript as partial. The record is from RefSeq and is a predicted model, not a curated record. NCBI's taxonomy places the organism in Eukaryota, Fungi, Ascomycota, Dothideomycetes, Pleosporales, Lindgomycetaceae. The transcript has a single exon. Gene Ontology annotation, molecular function: lyase activity.